GCUUGACCAUAUAGGCUACAUGUCUAGUAGGUUUUAAAAUCUCCCUUUCUUCCUUUGAUAUAAUGACCGUGUUAUGAGUUCUCCUGGAAUAGAAAACAAAACGGAAGAACUGAGAGACCUGACAGCGAUCGGCUAAAAUUAUGAUGGAGACAGAGUAUUCCAAGAGAGUAUACCAGGGAGUCCGUGUCAAGCAUACGGUCAAAGAUCUACUGGCCGAGAAGCGAUUACGACAAACAAACACACCCCGAUUCAGUACAAGCAGCAGUUCCUCUCAGCCAGCUUUUGUGCCAAUGCCCGGUUCGCAUGUGCUUCCUGGUUACUACAGUAUGAGAAGAUCCUUCCUCCAAGACUCGGAGCUCUGCCAUACUGUGAAGCAGUACUCCUCGGACACGUACUCUUCGGCACUGGGAAGCAAGGCCUUCUCAUAUGACCACGCUUCCACUUAUCCUGCCUUCAUCGACAGCUACUACACUCCUGAUUCGUAUGGAGAUUACAGAGGGCCAACAUCUUAUACCACAAGCGGAGGGUCAUUGUUUCCACCGUCUUCACUACCAACACUACUGCCGACUCUGUCUGGAGAGUCUUCAUCACACUUGCUCUUGAGAGACCCAUGGGAUCAGCCAUCAGAGGACUCGGUCAAUCAGACAGAAGUCUUAUGUCCUGAGGCUGCAGCCCCCGUGGCAGACUCACCAUCCCUAGCUGGGCCUGACUCAGGCAGUUCCUCUCCGUACCGUCUGACCUCUGGUCGGAGUGGGAGCUCCAUCCCAUCCAGCUCUCAGCCAUAUACUCUACAGCCUCUGGAGGACGUCCCAUACACAGCACCAUCUUACACCUCUGCCUCCAGCUACUCCUGCCCACCGUACAUGUCGACUCCUGGAGAUCUGGCUGUGGUGAAGAUGACAGCCGUCACUUCAGAGGAGGCCAGUGGUGGAGUGGUGUCUCUCAGUGACACUACAUCCUGGGCUAAAGAUGAUGGAACAGGAUCCUGGUUGUCAUAUGAGACCAGAAGAGCUUUUUAAGAGGCCUCAAUGACAAUUACAGGACUGUGGACUAAUCAUUUUGCAAUUAUGCAGCCUCUCUAUUCUUACACAAAAGGAGAUUAUAUAGAUUCAUCAUAACGAUGAAAUGCUGGUCAUAAAAAACUGCAUACCACAUAUAGAUACAGUAAAACAUGUGCUGUUAGUCUAGUUAAUUCAUGGUUUAAUUGUGCAUUUUUUAAUUUCCAAGCGUUUUAGAAUAAAUUAGAGGUAAUGCUCCAUUUCCCCCUCUUUCUUACAAUUCCAAGUGUAAUAUUACUCCCAAAAACGUACAUUUUGACUGGAAACAUAACAUAAACCAACAUUUUUCUGCUCAACAAAAAUGGUAGCUCUUUGAAAAAAAACGUGAAUUUGAAAAAUAAAUAUGUUUUGGUUUGAA
Danio rerio (zebrafish) is the source of this 1416-nucleotide messenger RNA. It is a transcript of the gene pou2af2b, whose product is annotated as POU class 2 homeobox associating factor 2b. NCBI's taxonomy places the organism in Eukaryota, Metazoa, Chordata, Actinopteri, Cypriniformes, Danionidae. The record is from RefSeq and is marked validated.